This is a messenger RNA of Oncorhynchus kisutch (coho salmon), 2405 nucleotides long. RefSeq names its product rho-related GTP-binding protein RhoG-like. Lineage: Eukaryota; Metazoa; Chordata; Actinopteri; Salmoniformes; Salmonidae. The transcript is spliced from 3 exons. Bases 140 to 715 code for a protein of 191 amino acids. Gene Ontology annotation, biological process: small GTPase-mediated signal transduction. The record is from RefSeq and is a predicted model, not a curated record. Gene Ontology annotation, molecular function: GTP binding; GTPase activity.
UGAUCCCAUAACCAACGUCGUACGUUUUGGGCGUUUCCGAAAGUUCCCCGGAUGAAGUUGUGAUUGACUGUACACGGCUAAAAAGUUGAGCUCUAGUCGAGAGGUGGUUCUGCAGCCUGUGUGUUCUUAGGAAGGCAGAAUGCAGACCAUGAAGUGUGUAGUGGUGGGGGACGGUGCUGUGGGUAAAACAUGCCUCCUCAUCUCCUACACCACCAAUGCUUUCCCAGAGGAGUACAUCCCCACUGUGUUCGACAACUACAGCGCCCAGAUGACGGUAGAUGGUCGCAGCAUCAGCCUCAACCUGUGGGACACAGCCGGACAAGAGGAGUACGACCGCCUCCGCACUCUGUCCUACCCCCAAUCCAACGUCUUCGUCAUCUGUUUCUCCAUCGGGAGUCCAUCCUCCCACGCCAACGUCCGCCACAAGUGGCACCCGGAGGUGUCUCACCACUGCCCCAGCGUGCCCAUCCUCCUAGUGGGGACCAAGAGGGACCUGAGGAGUGAUGGGGAGACGGUGAAGAAGCUGAAGGAGCAGGGUUUAGCUCCCACCACACAGCAACAGGGGAACAGCAUGGCUAAGCAGAUAGGAGCGGUGAAGUACAUGGAGUGCUCUGCUCUGACGCAGGAAGGGGUCAGGGAAGUGUUCAGCGAGGCAGUACGGGCCGUGUUGUAUCCCGUUACCAAAAAGAAUGCCAAGAAGUGUGUACUGUUGUAAUGAAAUGGGUUGGUGACUGGGACUAAGGGAUGCACACGGAUGGAGAGAGUGAGGAGAAAAGACUGGAGAGAGACUAUGACGGGGAGCAAGUUUGAGUUUGUUGGAGGAGAUGGACUCAGGCCCCUCUGCCUGUAAAGACUCUUGAUUCAGCUCACUUCUCUCCUUCCUCCAGUUCCCUCAAAAUCAAAUCAGGACCUCAAAGCCAGUUCCACUGCAUCUAUUUUGUUCCUUCUUCUUACUCUCUAAUCAGGGAAAAGCUUUAGACCUGGGACACCAGGUGGGAGCAAUUCAUAAUCAGGCAGAACUGAAAACCAGUUGUAGUCUGGACCUCGUAGGGUCAGAGUUGAAAACCCUGGCUCUAUUAUUUUCCUCUCCUGCAGAGUUUAAUCCACUUCUCAUUGUAUCACCAAAGUGACUAUGCCAACAGAGCUGCAGGGGAGAAUAUAGUCUUUCUCUCCCCAGUCUGCUCAAACUCCUAAUAAUAUUAUCUAUUGAUAUCACUUGAUUUGUAGCAAUGUUUGAAAAGAUGCUUCUGCCUUCGCUAAUAUAAUCGGUCUAUUUUGUUUUGUGUAAUCCCUUCUUUUUAAGAUGUUCCAUAAUGACAGAUCCCCGACCUGAUAGAGCUGGAGAGACGAGCUUUAGUAUAAAGGUAUCCACUCCCUCCAUCACAGCCUAUCCAGUCAGCUAUUCAGGAUACCCAUCGAGUACCUUUGAAACCACACCUGGAAAUAGCCUAUAGGUUUUGGGCAUCUUGUUUUGUGCAGCUCUCUGCUUUAGCUAGGUGUCCAGUUUGCCUUCUUAAUUUACCUCCAAAUGACCCUAAACCUUCUUAAUUUACCUCCAAAUGACCCUAAACCUUCUUAAUUUACCUCCAAAUGACCCUAAACCUUCUUAAUUUACCUCCAAAUGACCCUAAACCUUCUUAAUUUACCUUCAAAUGACCCUAAACUUUCUUAAUUUACCUCCAAAUGACCCUAAACCUUCUUAAUUUACCUCCAAAUGACCCUAAACCUAUUUAAUUUACCUUCAAAUGGACAUUAGCCUAAUCCAAUUAUGAUGCAAGGGCCAAAUCAACUGGGUUGUGGGCAGACAUUUUAAAAUCCAUGAAUGGAAUGAUUGUAUGAAUGAAUGUUGUGAGUUUUUAUGAUUAAUGCUGACAAGAAUGAUGGAGCGACAGAGAUAUCAGAUUGUUGCUUCCGGUUAUUUAUGCAAAUGACAUUUUAUGUGCCUUUUAUUGUAUGAUAUUUGAUUUUUAAAUGUUAUCUACUUAAAAAACAAAUCUAGAUGUAUAUGCAUUAGAUCCCAAAAUGAUUGUAUUAGAAAUAUGUUGUGUGUGUGUGUACUAGUCUCUGGGAGUAACUCAACAUUACAUCCUCUCAGAAGAACCUAACCUUCUUUCAGAAGGUGCCAUGAAACAAACCUUUUGAUUUGACACGAUGUUUCCUCCCUUUGGGGCCGACUCGGAAACGGAUGUAGAGCUGACAUCAGAGAGGUGUUGUGGUGUGAACUUGCCUUCAGCGUUUUGCCACUAGAAUGUGAUUUAUGCUACAGCCUAUACGAUGCUGGUAAAUGAGCGGUGGGGUGAUAACUGACAACGGCAGCAGGAAGUAGGGCUCAGAUUCCAACAACUGUACAUUAUUUAGGCUUGUCUUUUUAUUUCUGCAUCUUUUUAUUAAAUGAAUGAACCAUG